This is a messenger RNA of Linum tenue, 969 nucleotides long. Lineage: Eukaryota; Viridiplantae; Streptophyta; Magnoliopsida; Malpighiales; Linaceae. The record is from the annotation of a GenBank genome assembly.
AUGGCUGCCUCAAUGUCAAAGCUGUUUUUGGGUUUGCUUCUCCUUGCAUUCUUCACGGCCACAAACGCCCAACUCAAAGUUGGCUACUACGCAGAGACUUGCCCAAAUGCUGAGGCAAUCGUGAAGGAAGUGAUGGAUCAAGUCAUGUAUGUGGCUCCCAGCCUCAGUGGCCCUCUCCUCAGGAUGCACUUCCAUGAUUGCUGGAUCAGGGGUUGUGACGGUUCCAUUUUAAUAAACUCCACAAAGAACAACACCGCUGAAAAGGAUUCACCUCCUAAUUUCACCCUAAGAGGGUAUGGAGUCAUCGACAGAGUCAAGACAGCCCUAGAGAAGGAAUGCCCUGGAGUUGUUUCCUGCGCCGAUACCUUAGCCAUAGUGGCCAGAGACGUUACAGUUGCGACGAAAGGGAUGAGCUGGGAAGUCGAGACGGGGCGAAGGGACGGGACGGUGUCGACCAUGAGCGAGGCCUUCGGCCUGAUCCCGCCGUCGGCCAACAUCUCGACCCUGAUCGCCGGCUUCCGAGCCCGCGGCCUCUCCGUCAAGGACCUGGUGGUGCUACAAGGCAGCCACACCAUCGGAAUCUCCCACUGCUCUUCCUUCACUAACAGGAUCUACAACUUCACGGGGAGAGGCGACGUGGACCCGACUCUGGACUCGGAGUACAUCCCCAAGCUCCGGGGCAAGUGCCGGUCGCCGGCCGAUCAGACCACGGUGGUGGAAAUGGACCCGGGAAGUUUUAAGACUUUUGACGACGGGUAUUUUAAGCUCGUCGCUAAAAGGAGGGCUCUGUUCCAGUCCGACGCGGCCAUGCUAGACGACGUGGAGACCAAGGCUUACGUGGAGAAGUCCCUGACCGCUGGAUCUACUUUCUUGAAGGAUUUUGGGGAAUCGAUGGUUAGGAUGGGGAGGAUCGGCGUGCUGACUGGGCAAGCGGGGGAAAUCAGGAAAGUAUGUUACCAGAUUAAUUAA